Vitis riparia (riverbank grape) is the source of this 579-nucleotide messenger RNA. RefSeq names its product GDSL esterase/lipase At5g03610-like. Gene Ontology annotation, molecular function: hydrolase activity, acting on ester bonds. Lineage: Eukaryota; Viridiplantae; Streptophyta; Magnoliopsida; Vitales; Vitaceae. The coding region runs from base 1 to 579 and encodes 192 amino acids. The record is from RefSeq and is a predicted model, not a curated record. The transcript is spliced from 2 exons.
AUGGGCAUAAAGUCUCCUACACCAUAUAGAUAUAGAAAACUAAGGUCCAUAAAAUAUGGAAUGAAUUUUGCUUAUGGAGGGACAGGCGUCUUCGACACACUGGUUGCUGCACCAAACAAGACAAAACAAAUCGAUUUGUUUGAACAACUCCUUAAAGAGAAACUCUAUACCAAAGAUGGCCUUAAGUUCUCCACUGCUCUGGUAUCCGUUUCUGGCAAUGAUUGUGGCAUCUACCUUGCUAGAGGUGGAAGUCUUCAGGGUUUGCCAGCCUUCAUUGUAUCUGUUGUUAAGCAGCUUGGCUUGGAUCGACAACGUAUUCAUGAUUUGGGAGUGCCGAAAGUAGCCGUUCUGGGAAUACAGCCCCUUGGAUGUUUGCCUGAAUUUACAAUGGAAUACUCAUACAAGAAAUGUAAUUUAACGGGAAACUUGGCUGCACUGUUUCAGAACCUAUUACUAACUUCUAUGGUAGAGGAGCUGAAGCCUGAAUCUAAAUUUGUGGUGCUUGAUAUGUACGAUGCAUUCAUGUCUGCAAUGAAGAAACAUGAAAACGAAACAGGUGAUUUCCCCAUAUUUAUGUGA